AUGUCUGACGCUGAACACGAACAAGGUUCACAAUCUGUAUUAUCGAAUGCAUCUGCCAAGGCAGAAAAUGAUAAUGAUAAUUUUAAAGACGACUCUGUGGAGCACAAUGGCUAUAUCGAGAUGCCAAAGAAAUCUGCCGGGGCUUACGCUACCAUUUCCAUAUUAUGUUGUAUGAUCGGUUUUGGAGGUUUCAUCGCCGGUUGGGAUACUGGUACCAUUGGUGGUUUCAUGGGUCAUCCAGAUUUCAUGAGAAGAUUUGGUCAAAAACGUCGUGAUGGUACUCAUUAUUUCUCUAAUUCAAGAACUGGUUUGAUUGUUUCCAUCUUUAACCUUGGUGGCUGUAUUGGUUGUUUAACAUUGAACAACUUGGCUGGAAGAGUUGGUCGUAAGAAGGCUUUGGUUAUCGUUGUCAUCAUUUACAUGGUUGGUAUUGUUAUUGAAAUGGCUUCCAUUAAUAAAUGGUAUCAAUAUUUUAUUGGUAGAAUUAUUUCUGGUAUGGGUGUCGGUGCUAUCUCUAUUUUCUCCCCAAUGUUGUUAUCUGAAGUUUCUCCAAAGCACUUGAGGGGUACUUUAGGUUCAGUUUAUCAAUUAAUGGUUACAUUUGGUAUCUUUUUGGGUGAUUGUACUAAUUAUGGUACAAGACACAAGCAUAACUCGUCUCAAUGGAGGGCUCCAUUGGGUCUAUCCUUUGCUUGGGCUUUGUUCAUGAUUGCUGGUAUGAGUUUUGUUCCAGAAUCUCCACGUUACUUAUUGGAAAUUGGUAAGGUGGAAGAGGCCAAGAGAUCCGUUGGUACUUCUAACAAACUUUCCGCCGAUGAUCCAGCUGUUCAAUGUGAAGUUGAUUUAAUUCUUGCUAAUAUUGAAGCUGAAAGAUUAGCUGGUUCUGCCUCAUGGCCUGAAUUGUUUUCAACCAAGGGUAAAUAUGUUCAAAGAUUACUUAUGUGUUGUGUGUUACAAAGUUUACAACAAUUGACUGGUAUUAACUACUUCUUCUACUAUGGUAGUACUGUGUUCCAAGCUGCUUCUUUGAAGGACCCAUAUGAAACUGCCAUUGUCUUUGGUAUUGUUAAUUUUGCUUCAACAUUUGUUGCCUUUUACGUCGUUGAUAAAUUUGGUCGUCGUAAAUGUUUAAUGUGGGGUGCGGCCGCUAUGGUUUGUUGUUUUGUAGUUUACGCUUCUGUUGGUGUGAAGCGUCUAUAUCCAGAGGGUCGUAAGCAUAAGGAAAUUACAUCUAAAGGUGCUGGUGAUUGUAUGAUUGUUUUCUCAUGUUUCUUUAUCUUCUCUUUUGCUUGCACCUUGGCUCCAAUUUGUUGGGUUGUCGUUUCUGAAACUUUCCCAUUGGAGAUCAAACCAAAGGGGAUGGCAUUGGCUAAUGGUUCUAAUUGGCUGUGGAAUUUCUUAAUCUCCUUCUUCACUCCAUUUAUUACUGGUGCAAUUGACUUCUAUUACGGUUACGUCUUUAUGGGUUGUAUCUUAUUCGCUUACUUCUUUGUUUUCUUCUUCGUGCCAGAAAUGAAAGGUUUGACAUUAGAAGAGGUUAAUGAACUAUGGGAAGAAGGUGUCUUACCAUGGAAAUCUCCAGACUGGGUUCCAUCAACUAGAAGAGAUGCCAAUAUGGAUAUGAAUGCUUUACAACAUGAUGAUCAACCUAUGUACAAGAAAGUGUUCGGAUUUUCCAAGUAA
Naumovozyma castellii is the source of this 1683-nucleotide messenger RNA. RefSeq names its product sugar porter family MFS transporter. The record is from RefSeq and is a predicted model, not a curated record. Bases 1 to 1683 code for a protein of 560 amino acids. NCBI's taxonomy places the organism in Eukaryota, Fungi, Ascomycota, Saccharomycetes, Saccharomycetales, Saccharomycetaceae. The transcript has a single exon.